Messenger RNA from Portunus trituberculatus (swimming crab), 558 nucleotides. RefSeq lists its product as uncharacterized. NCBI's taxonomy places the organism in Eukaryota, Metazoa, Arthropoda, Malacostraca, Decapoda, Portunidae. The annotation marks the transcript as partial. The transcript has 2 exons. The record is from RefSeq and is a predicted model, not a curated record.
AAUAAUAAUAAUAAUAAUAAUAAUAAUAAUAAUAAUAAUAAUAAUAAUAAUAAUAAUAAUAAUAAUAAUAAUAAUAAUAAUAAUAAUAAUAAUAAUAAUAAUAAUAAUAAUAAUAAUAAUAAUAAUAAUAAUAAUAAUAAUAAUAAUAAUAAUAAUAAUAAUAAUAAUAAUAAUAAUAAUAAUAAUAAUAAUAAUAAUAAUAAUAAUAAUAAUAAUAAUAAUAAUAAUAAUAAUAAUAAUAAUAAUAAUAAUAAUAAUAAUAAUAAUAAUAAUAAUAAUAAUAAUAAUAAUAAUAAUAAUAAUAAUAAUAAUAAUAAUAAUAAUAAUAAUAAUAAUAAUAAUAAUAAUAAUAAUAAUAAUAAUAAUAAUAAUAAUAAUAAUAAUAAUAAUAAUAAUAAUAAUAAUAAUAAUAAUAAUAAUAAUAAUAAUAAUAAUAAUAAUAAUAAUAAUAAUAAUAAUAAUCAACGCCGUAGAGAGCUGGCCGGCGCGUACGAAGCCCUUCCUCCUACUCCUACUCCUACUCCUACUCCUGCUCCUACAACUCGUCCUGCCGAGUAA